This is a messenger RNA of Tribolium madens (black flour beetle), 1888 nucleotides long. RefSeq names its product la-related protein 7-like. The transcript has 4 exons. Gene Ontology annotation, molecular function: mRNA binding. Lineage: Eukaryota; Metazoa; Arthropoda; Insecta; Coleoptera; Tenebrionidae. Bases 92 to 1684 code for a protein of 530 amino acids. Gene Ontology annotation, biological process: RNA processing. Gene Ontology annotation, cellular component: nucleus. The record is from RefSeq and is a predicted model, not a curated record.
CAUUACUCUGUUGUUCUGUGAUGGUUCUGUGGUUAAACGUUAGAAGUUAGGUUAUUAAUUCUUAUUUCUGCAUCUACAAAGAAAAGUGAAAAUGGAUAAUGAGUUGAAAGAAAAUGAAAAUGUAAACGAUGAUCCAGUUCUUAAAAAAGGCCGUCAUCGAAAAAAGCAAUUGUAUAAUUCCAUUCUGCAACAAAUGGAAUUUUAUUUUAGUGACUCUAACCUCACCAAAGACCGAUUUCUUUCUCAGUUAAUAAAGGAAAAUCCAUUUGUCGAUCUGAGCGUAUUUUUGAAAUUUAACAAAAUUAGAAAACUUACAACUAACAUUGAGGAUAUUCAAAAAGCAGUACAAAAGUCGCAGUUAAUUGAACUUUCUGAAGACCGUAAUAGUAUUUGUCGUACAAAACCAGUUAAAGAAAAGAAUAAUGUUGAUGAAUGUACAAUUUAUGUAGAACGGCUAAAAUCAGACGCAACUCAUGAAUGGUUGAGUUCUGUCUUUUCUGAAUUUGGAAACGUGGUUUAUGUUUCUAUACCAAAAUACAAAAAUAAUAAUGCCAUAAAAGGUUUUGCGUUUAUUGAAUUUGAAAAAGAAAAGGAAGCACAAAAUGCUUUAAAUUACUUUGAAAGCAUUGGUUGCAAAAUGCCAUCAAAUACAGAACCAGAAACGCUUUGUAGUAUUAAAACAUUUCAAGAGAGUAAUGAAGAGCAUCCUGGGGGUUCAUCUAAAAAUUCAACAAAGAAGCGCCAAGCUGAAGAGCACUGCGAAAGUGUAGAAAAGGACAAGUCAACAAGUAAACGAAAAUUUGAAGAAAAUGAAGAGGUCCAAAGUGAUAAAAUAGUUAAAAAAAUUAAAACUGAAAAUAGUAAGAGUGAAGAGGAUGAAAAGAUUACAAGAAAACAAGAAUUUGAAGAAAAAGAACACAGCGAAAGUGAAGAAAAAAAGAAAAAAUUGAAAGAUGAUUGUGAACAUAUUGAGGAUGAAGAAAAAAAUGAAAACUCAACAAGAAAACGAAAACUUGAAGAAAAUGAACAUAGCGAAAGCGAAGAAAAAGAGAAAAACUCAAAACUCGAUACUGGUGACGUUUCUGAAUCAGACGACACAGAAAAUAAGAAAAAAAAGAAGUUGAAAAAAGAACACAGGAAGAAAAAUUAUAUAAAAGACUUGGGUCUCCAAGUUUUAUCAAAAAAAGAAUGGAAAAAGAUGAGAAAUCGAUAUCUGGACUUACAAAAGAAAAAAAUGAAAGAGUUUAAAACGCAUCUUCUCAAAGCGAAGUUUAAUCAAGCAAAAUAUGAAGAAAAGUCGAAAGCUCCCACUACUAAGACUGAAUUAAAGAAAGAGGACUAUACCAAAGGACUCAUUGUGAAAAUAAAAUUAGCAGAAGUUAGCGUGGAUACAAAGAAACUUAAGAAUGAAAUUAAAUCUUCUUCACCUGAUAUAAUGUACGUAGAUAUUCCAAAUCCCGGCAGUGAAAACAUUUAUAUAAGAUUUAACACUAGUGGCGGCGCUAAAAAAUUUAGCACCCAAGAAUGCUUUGGUAAAAAAGAAGUAGUAACAGGAGAAGAAGAAUCUUUAUAUUGGGAGAAAAUUAAAAAAGAUCGUGAGGAUAAAGUAAAUAAAGCAAAAAAGAAACAACGCGGUAGAGACAAACUAUUGAAGAAAGCUAAACAUACAAAAUUUGAUGAUUAAAGUUUAUAUAUUUAUGCAACUUAGUAUUUAGUGAUCUUGUUUGUCCUAUUUUGUUAUUUGUUGUUGACAAAGGUAGGUUUUUGAUGACGUCAAAAACACCCCAGGAUUUUGUAAUAAUCUAUAGUAGCUCGUAUUUGUUCUUUUUUAAUGGUUUUCAUAAAUGAAAAUUCAUUUAUUUUCCUAUUAAAAAUUUCAUACACUCAA